Cantharellus anzutake is the source of this 1030-nucleotide messenger RNA. RefSeq lists its product as uncharacterized. NCBI's taxonomy places the organism in Eukaryota, Fungi, Basidiomycota, Agaricomycetes, Cantharellales, Hydnaceae. The record is from RefSeq and is a predicted model, not a curated record. Gene Ontology annotation, biological process: translation. Gene Ontology annotation, cellular component: mitochondrion; large ribosomal subunit. Bases 163 to 717 code for a protein of 184 amino acids. The transcript has a single exon. Gene Ontology annotation, molecular function: structural constituent of ribosome.
UGCGAUUAGGCUGAGUUUGGAGAGAUAACGAUGGAGUUCCUUGAGGACCCGUGAGAAGAGCUCAUUUGCAAUUUUAGAGGACCUCAUUCACGGAUCGGCAGGACCCGCUACGGAGCCGCGGGAAUUCUUCCAACUCUUUGAGAGGCAUCGAAGAAUACUGCCAUGCAGGGUAAUGCUUGCUCGAGAAUAUUCGUCCGCUAUGCCUCAUCCACACGAGGGCCAUUUCGUACGCCGAAACCAAACUUCGCCCGAGUACUCAACAACCCAUCUGCACCUCACCCCUCACCUUCCUCCGCGCCCUCUCCCGCUUUUCCACCCGCUGAACCGAAUACGCACUACCGCGUCACUCUUCACCGCUCCGCUAUUGGCCUCCCUAAACAAAUCUCACGGACGCUGGAAGCUCUUGGAUUACACAAACGAAUGCAAACAGUCUUCCAUGAGCAUUCACCAGACAUAGCGGGGAAAUUACUCCAAGUGAAGGAACUAGUCCAAGUCGCGAACGUCCCUGCGGAUGCGGUUCGAUCAGCUAGGGAGUUACGAGAGGAGCGGAGAGCAGUUCGUGGAUACGAUGUCGUACAGCGACGGCCAUACGGUAACGGUCACUUAACGUUAGUGCAAGCCGUACAAGAACAGAGACUGGCAAGCCACAGGAAGGAGAAAGCACGGCGUCUAGGAGAAACACAAACCUCCACAGACCCCUCGAUCACUGCGACAUAAUAAUUCCUGCGUGAUCUUCCAGGUCGAUCGGAACUUUCAGGCCUCCAAGAUUUGAUAUAUUGUGCGGUAGAGAAUGAGCGUACAUGCCUAUUAGAAGCGUACAAAUUGAAAGUGGAACGUUUACGCCAAAAUUAAGCAGACGGAAUAGAGUGUAACGUAGGCAUGUCAUAAUGGGUGAUGUAAACAAGUGUGGAAGGAGUUGGAGUUGAGAAAACAUGGACGGCAGGUGCAAGCUCGGAACUCCCUGCGAAAUUAGAAAAGUGGGAACAUGGAUGUGAAAGCACGCGCCAGCGCGACCUCAGCAUUGGUCAAC